Messenger RNA from Prorocentrum cordatum, 1023 nucleotides. The record is from the annotation of a GenBank genome assembly. NCBI's taxonomy places the organism in Eukaryota, Dinophyceae, Prorocentrales, Prorocentraceae.
AUGUGGCAGGAGCUGAAGGACCACUUCAAGCCCUGCGGCCCCAUCGCCCACGCGGACGUCAAGGGCAAGGAGUCCGGGAAGAGGCGGGACUCGUACCCGAGCGUCGGAGAGAUCCGCAUGAGCACAGCGCAGGAGGCAGAGAAGGCCUUGCAGCUGCUGAACGGCAGCCAGCUGAUGGGCUCUACCAUCGAGGUGAAACUUCACAGCGGCUCCACGGAUGCCACCAAGCUGCAGAUCUCGGGUAUCCCUGCUGGCGCGGCCUGGCAGGAGCUGAAGGACCAUUUUGCGUCUUGCGGCACCGUGCUCCAUUCCGAGACAACGCCCAUCAUUCCAGGGCAGGAGGUCACUGGCGAGGUGCGCUUCGAGGAUGCUCAGCACGCUCAGCUGGCACUGAAGACGCUGAACGGCAGCAUGAUCGGUUCAUCGCAGAUCUUUGUCGCGCUGGACAGGGGGUCCACAGACGGUACCAAGAUUAUUGUGACGGGCCUCAGCCCCGCUACCGGAUGGCAGGAGCUUAAGGACCACUUCAAUUCCAUGGGGACCAUAGCCUUCGCCGACGUCCACAAAGCGAAGGGCAAGGGUGGCAAGGGCAAGGGCGGCUGGGACUCCUGGGGCGCCAAGGGCGGCGGCAAGGGCGCCUGGGGUGCCGGCGGUGCCGCCUUUGGCGGCGCUGCCUGCGGAGGCAAGGGCGCGGGCGCUGCUGCUUGGGGCGGCAAGAGCGCCGGCUUCGGCGCCGCCGCCGCCGCUGGCGGCCAGGCCUUCCCCAGGGUGCCGGGCGCGCUCACGGGCACCGUCCGGUACGAGACGCCGCAGGCCGCUCAAAUGGCCGUGGCGCAGAUGAACGGCGGCUUCCUCAAUGGCGGGCAGAUCACUGUGGACAUGGACUGGAACUCCGCGGACGGCACCAAGCUUUGGGUGGGCGGCAUCCCCCCUGGGACAGGCUGGCAGGAGCUCAAGGAUAUAUUCUCGCAGUGCGGGCCCCUGGCCUACGCCAACGUCAACACGGGCAAGGGGAAGAAUUGA